AUGGCAUUUCGGCGAUAUGGCAACUUCAACUUCUUGAUGAGACCACUUGCUCCCGCUCGAAUGGAAGAGGCCAUCUUGAAGCGGUUUCAGGCUCUUGAUGACUCCUCUGGGGUUUUGACCGAGUGGAAGCCUGCUUUUGGGUAUAACAGUCGAGAAGCUGCCCAUUUGAGGGCGUUGGGUCCGGGCGAUACUCCUCAGAGGAACCGACCCAUUGGACCGCGAAUCCCUCACCUCAACGCCAUCGUCCCCAUCGCAACGCUAGCAGCUGCGCUCACGCUCAUUCCAUCAUGGCACCACAGCCUCCCCGGACACGGCUCAACCGAGGAUCCCAAUUUCUGGGUUGCGAUCCAGAGCUCCAUCAUGUUGUGGCUUGGUCUGUUCACAGCCUUGUUGCCGGUCUACAACCGGUAGGUACGUGGAGCGGCGUGGCACUGGUCGAUAAUAUUCACUAUUAUCGGAGCUCUCAGCGCAGGUGCCGCGCCAUCCUGGCAUAUCCAUCUCUCCCUACGUGCUGGAGUGGACUGUUCUCUUUUAUCGGGGCAGCAGUCCAGGCGUAUCUGGCGCUGCAGCUUUGUUUGCUUGCUACUUCACGUAGCGGGCGUGAGAAGAUGGGGUGAGAAGAGGUUGUAUGCCGGGCUCAGGUACCUACCGCUGGAGUCAAAAGCUGGGAGAGGAUAACGAGCAAAUCUAGGGUGCUGACUUUCUCGGAGUGACCCAUUGUUUCAAGGCACCAACUUGUACCUAUGGUUGAAAAUGUUUCGUGGUUUGGGGGACCUGAGAGCACAUCAGACCUCGGUCAUGUGCUCGGCGUUCACAUAGCACCUACCUUACUUGAGGCGGAACGUUAUCCCUCAGCUAAGAGCUGUUCUGAUUAGCUGAUAUAAUGCUCUAGUUAUUUUUUGAAAUUGUGGCUUGUUAUAGUGGGAAUUUGCCCCUGAUGUGCAAUCGGCGAGUUUGAAGAGAUGAUUGGGGCGGUUCUAUGG
Podospora pseudocomata is the source of this 983-nucleotide messenger RNA. RefSeq lists its product as uncharacterized. The record is from RefSeq and is a predicted model, not a curated record. The transcript has 3 exons. NCBI's taxonomy places the organism in Eukaryota, Fungi, Ascomycota, Sordariomycetes, Sordariales, Podosporaceae. Bases 1 to 411 code for a protein of 136 amino acids.